GGCCACCUUCACUCUGUGUAGAUCUGGAGACAGAUAACGGGUCCUGCAGCCACAAACGAAAAAUCGCUGUUCUUCGUGUUUGAUGCGCACAUGUCGUGUGUAUUUUGUGUCGCGUUUUCUUAACGAGCAGCGCCGAAUUCCGGGCCCCUGCCGAGCCGCAUCUCGUCCCCGUUCUCCGGCGGCAGCUCGGUAGCUAGCGGACUGGCCGCUGAUAGUGAUGCAUCAGAGGAAUUAUCCCGGCGUCUCCGACUGAGAUGGAGCCAGCGACGCUCGACCGGAGUUGCUUGCUAGCUAGCUAGCUAGCUGACGGUGCCCGCCGGGAUUCCGUGUACCGGAGCACAGCCGGAUAACGUUAGCUAAAUGGGUGCAGCGUCGUCGCGCAGGGUUUGCUGUAACGUUACCACACGUUUCCACCUCUGUCCGCAGAUUUCAUAGACAGCUACCAUGCCAGCUAGCAAAAAUUGCUAACUUAACCGUUUAGGUUAGCCACACGUGACACAAUUUAUCUCGCUCCAGCAAUUAGCUACACCCCUGGCCGUCCUUGGACGCUUCAGUGACGUUAAUUGGAAGGCGUGUAUCAGGAUGGCACGGCUCUUGGACGGGGCCGGCAAACUGGGCUGGGUUCUCCUCAAGUCUGUGCUCCGUUUCGCGUUCAUGUUCCUCAACAACUGUGUAGCCAUCCCAUCCUACUGCCUGUACCUGCUGCUGCUCCAGCCUCUGAGAAUAUGGGACAGUACCACUUUCUGGCACAUCGAGGGAAUCAUGUUCAAAUGGUUGCUGGCCAUGGUGUCUUCAUGGGGCUGGGUCGCAGGUUACACAGUAACGGAGUGGGGGGAUGACGUGCGGCCCAUCUCUGAAGAAGAAGCCAUGGUCAUCGUCAACCACCAAUCCACAGGAGACGUGUGCACGCUCAUGAUGUGCCUGCAAGACAAGGGCACGGUGGUACAAAGAAUGAUGUGGUUAAUGGACCAUGUGUUCAAAUACACCAACUUUGGCCUAGUGUCCCUGAUCCAUGGGGACUUCUUCAUCAGACAGGGUAAAGCUCACCGAGAUAAGCAGCUGGUCUACCUGAAGGAUCACCUAGACAAAUACUACCACAGCCGUGACAGGAAGUGGAUAGUGCUGUUCCCCGAGGGCGGCUUCCUUCGCAAGAGGCGGGAAACCAGCCAGUUGUUUGCCAAGAAGAACUCUCUCCCCCACCUGACCCAUGUCACACUGCCUCGUCUUGGGGCCACCCACAUUAUCCUGAAAACCCUGUCAGCCCAGCAGGAGAACGGCAGCGUGGGCAGCGACACUGGGACCUUGAACCAGACAGCUAAUAAACGUAAAGGCCUGCAGUGGGUAAUAGAUGUGACCAUAGCGUACCCCAAAGCAAGACCCAUGGACAUCCAGACUUGGAUCUUUGGAUACAGGCCUCCUACAGUCACACAUGUACACUACAGGAUGUACCCAAUAAAAGAGGUUCCUGUGGAGGCCGAGGCCCUGACUGACUGGCUGUAUCAGAGGUUUGUGGAGAAAGAAGAGCUGCUGGCCCACUUCUACAAGACAGAAUCAUUCCCUCCUCUGGAAGGACAGAAGGAGGCAGCUUCCCGGCAGAUGAUCCUCGAUCCCUUGUGGCUGUGCAUCAUCCAGUCGCUGGCUUUCGCCUCCGGCUACAUGUGGUACAGCGUCCUCCAGUACCUCUACUGCUGUUUAUUUUGAGCUCGCUGACGAGGUCUUCAUCGGACCACUGGAAAAGCCUCAGGAUCAGUUGGUGUGUGGCCCAGCGUCACACUUAACCCCCCCUCCCCCCCUCCCCUUACGAUGGGUGAAUGUACAUUUGCAACAGUUGGAGAGACUUAAUAGGAAACGAAAAAAUUAACAAAAAAACAAAAAACAUAUGAAGACAAACUACACCGACACACAGAUUUCCAGAGAAACCCGUACAAUAGCGAAACUGGUCACAGGCAACUCGCACACAACCCUAACGCCACACACUCGCUGCAGCGGCCUAGCAGAAUAAUCUCUUCACACUCGUCACGACUCACAUUUUGAUGUUUACACGUCCUCAUACAUGUAGACACUCACACGUACAGGAGUUUUUAUUCGGAGUUAACGAAACGAGGCUCAGGACUCCUCCAGAAGAUGCUCUGGACCGGACUCUCUCCCUCUCCUAGGCUUUAGCCGUAGUAGUUUUACAGAGUAUAAAGUAUGGAUGUGUGUGAGUGAGUGUGAGCGAAUACAUGUGACUAGAAGUAUAAUGUCUGCCCUUGUUCUUCUUCCUGGCGAGAGUCGAAGUCCACUGGACCUCUCUUCCAGCCUGCUGCCCCGUCGGCCGGCUGCACCUUCCAGAGCGAGCGGCCGUAUGAACGCUGAGGCCGGACGCUCCUCUGGCCUUCAUUGCACUAAGGAUCCAUACUGCCCUAACUGCUCCCUGCCCCAGGAAAUACUCCUGAACGGUAGCUGUCGAUGUUUUGCUUUCUUUUAUUUUUCUCCUCCACUUUAACCCGCAUAUCUUCACAACAACGGCCAUUGUAUUUGUUGUUGACGUCUCUUUAUUGUUUUGUUGUUGUCGGGACUUUUUUUUCUUUUUCCCCAGUGUCCGCCUGUCUGUUGAGUCAGUAUUGUGAGCUCGCUGAGAAAAGGGGGAUCAUGUUUACACUGGCGGCCUGCUGAAAGCCUAAAGGGAUGGUGGCUGCGAUGUGGCGCUUGAUUGAGGAUUUAUUUUUGUUAUUAUUAAUUUUUUUUUCGUGACAGACCUGGAAGGAGGACAAGAAGAUGUGCCGUAUUUAAAAGAAAAAAAAUCAUGGUGGCGACGCAGGGCAAGAUUGGCAGUUUGAUCACCUAAAAAAAAACAAACAAGUAACUUCUUCUUUGUGGAUUUCACCCCCUUUUCCACCCUCUGCUCUCCAACACAAACAUGCACACACUCGACCAUGUGCAGCUACACGGCAGAAUCUGUCCGGAGGAUCCUCUCGACACGACAGACUGAGAAGGCAGAGACUCUUAUUCCCCCAUUGGACUACAUAGUUUUACAAAUAUUUAAGCCAUAUGCUUAGUGUCGUCGGGGUGGGGGGAAAAAAAGACAUGAUUUUUAUAGGAAGCUACCCUAAUGUUCAGCAUUCUACAAUAGAGAUUUUGGCUUACAGAACUAUAGGUGUCAUUACUGUAAAUUUACAGCAUAACCUGCCUAAGUGAGUGUGUGUGGUUGUCUCUCCCCCCCGCUCCCAUUUUUGAUAUAUACGAUUCAUGUCGUGUUGCUCUGUGACGUCAGAGUUUCACCUCCAAGUGGUCAAAUUUUUAAUUCAUUUUAAGUCACGCGGACUGUUCUUGUCCUCAUGUCAUGGUUCGUUUUCAAUCUUGUACAUAAAGCUGAGGAAGAGUUUUCAUUGUCGAGAAUGACGGCAGCGUGUUUUCGGUCUGUGACAAUUUCAGAGAAUUUUAUUUUAAAAUAUGAAUGUUUAAAAAAAAAAAAAAAAAAAACAGAAGAAGAGAGAACAGAUUUCCCCUUCAUUUCUCAGUGUUACCCUGUAUUUGUUUUGACCAGCAAGUUAAACGUGUGCUUCAUGAGCUACUGUAGGUCCACGCUGCACGGCGACACGCGGGGCCCACUUUCAAACUUGUACCUUGUUUUUUGAAUCAUCAGGAUUUAGUGGAGAAAACUAUCAAGCCUUACCGGACGUCCUGGUUGACCACAAUCCCAAAACGAUGCUGUUUCCUCGCAUUCCCUUCUCGCUGUGAAGAUGGUUUCGGGGUGUCGAGGUAAAACUGGGCCGACGAGGAGGGAAUCAUCGUCACUUCCGAGAGAAACUGGCAGAGCCCUGCAAUGGCGCAGCUGUUGUCUCUCGAAUGUACUCGUGUCGUGGUUUUGAGGUCGGUUAUCUGUAAUUUGCUUAGCCUGCUUUAACUAUGAAAAUUAUAGAGGAGCAGUAAUUAUCAUUGUCAUAAACUAAUGCAUAAAAGGUGCAUUUUCGUAGUGCUGGCUGCCCUCUGUUGGUAAAAAAAAAAAAAACUGUGAAAUGCAAAUAAAAAAAGGGCUACCUGACUAGGUAGGUUAAAACAUUUUUAAUCAGACUGUAAAUGUGUUUCAUCCCGCGGCCCUUUCAGAUUCCCCUCCAUUGUGAGAGUGACUUGAAAUUAAGCUUAAUAUUUUUUUCCACCUUUUUUUUUUUUUGACCAUGUUUCCAAAGAAGGCAGGGAAAUAAUGUUUUCCUAGAUGUGGUUUUAGGAAAUAAACACAAUAGGGAUUUAAAUUAUACUAGAACUGUCUGUAAUUUUCCAUUUUGUACUUCUCCUGUAAUUCCUAGCUAAACAGCCAUUUUACAACACAAAAAACUUGUGCUGGAAUAAAACAUCAUAAAGAUCCUAA
Amphiprion ocellaris (clown anemonefish) is the source of this 4348-nucleotide messenger RNA. RefSeq names its product lysophosphatidylglycerol acyltransferase 1 (gene lpgat1). Gene Ontology annotation, molecular function: acyltransferase activity. The coding region runs from base 583 to 1701 and encodes 372 amino acids. Gene Ontology annotation, cellular component: endomembrane system. The transcript is spliced from 8 exons. The record is from RefSeq and is a predicted model, not a curated record. Lineage: Eukaryota; Metazoa; Chordata; Actinopteri; Pomacentridae.